AUGAUCGUGUCGAUGGGAGCUUUGCUACCUGGUGUUGGCUGCUAUUUCUGUAUCGCCUACACCUACGUGUUUCAAUUUGAUGUCAUCGCCAACUUUACACAGAGUGAUCAGUGCCCUGGCGUUAAUUCAAUGCUCCCUCCCGUCUCGUACGCCAUCGGUGUCUGGGAACCGCAACGCUACUUCUGGCUGUUCAUCAUGUUUUUGCAUUGCCCGCCAAGGAUAUUCUUUCUUAUUUUAUAUCGACGAGCAUUUCGCAACGCCGCUCCGAAAUCCAUCUGUUAUCGCCGGGUAAUUUACUUCUACACGAAAACGAUGUGGUCCGAGUUGGUUGGUCUGGUGGCAGUCAGCGUUCUUGACAUCAAGUGCAAUUUCUGUAAGUCACAGCUCUGUUCCUGCACCACCUCGUAUGAGGUUCAGUCGUGCUAUGCUGCGUAG
This is a messenger RNA of Cooperia oncophora, 435 nucleotides long. NCBI's taxonomy places the organism in Eukaryota, Metazoa, Nematoda, Chromadorea, Rhabditida, Trichostrongylidae. The record is from the annotation of a GenBank genome assembly.